GUGCCGAUGGGUGCCAAGGCGGCCGCGUCGGCGGCGGCCGGCACGGCGGUGCUAGUGUACCUCGUGCUCUCCGGCCGGCUCUCCCCCGGCGGGGAGGCGCGGAGCCUGCGGCGGCGGAAGGGGGACGAGGAAUCCAGGAAGGGGUGGCCGGAGAGGGCGCCGGCGGGAUGGAGGGAGGCGGCGGCGGUGGCGGCGAGGACGGUGGGGUUCACGUACCGGGAGACGCUGGGGAAGUGGCCGCUCGGGGACAUCGCCUUCGGGAUCAGCCACUGCAUGCGCAUCCAGGGCAAUCUGCAGCAUGAGUACACUGGUAGCAACUGUGUGCCCCUGGAAGGUCCUGUGGCAAGGCAGGAGCUGAUUGCACUUCUGAGAUAUCUCAGACUCUGCAUGUUCUUCGCAAAGAAGCCAUAUGAAGUGUUCCUGGAAUUUGGUGGAUAUGGCCACAGUGAUAUCCUCAUAAGGCAAUCAAAGGCAAGGGUUAUGAAGCCAUCGUUCACAGUUGUUCGCGACGGAAGUACUAAAUCCUUCAUCAUUUUCAUUCGAGGGGCUACCAGUGUUAAGGAUCGCCUGACGGCAGCAACUGCAGCAGAAGUUCCAUUUCAUCAUGUUGUGUUGAAAGAUGGCCGUGUUUCCAAUGUAGUUGCUGGGCAUGCGCAUUGCGGAAUGGCUGCAGCAGCUCGCUGGAUUGCAGAUCAGGCCAUUCCCUGUCUCAGCAGGGCCGUUGAGCAUUUCCCAGACUACAGAAUUAAGAUCAUUGGGCAUUCAAUGGGUGCUGGUAUUGCAGCGAUCUUAACAUACAUGCUACGUGAGAACAAGAAGUUGUCAUCAUCCUCAUGCAUUGCCUUUGGACCAGCUGCUUGCAUGACCUGGGACUUGGCUGAGUCAGGCAAAGAGUUUGUUACCACUGUUGUCAACAGAGACGACCUGGUUCCAUCUUUUGGUAAAGUUUCAGCUGACAACCUUCACACAGAGGUAAUGGGGUCAUCUUGGGCACAUGAUCUCCAGGAGAAAAUUCAACAGACAAGGAUCUUGGGUUUCGUAAAUCGUUCUGUGACCUUCAUGAAAUCCCAGUUCCCUUUCAUAUCCAACCCAGGAUCUAAAGUUUCAGAUGCUCAUAUGAUGCUAUCUGGCACAUCUGAGGCUGAGACAACACUUUCAGCAGAUGCGCGUGCUGCAAUCAAGAAACACUCUGCAUUAUCGAUCUGGUCAAGUGUUCCUUCAAACAGGAAAAAUGUCGAGUCUUUGGUGAACCCAGCACAGAACAUUGCGGCACUAAUGUCCACCUAUGUGGGAACUGAGAAUGACUCCAAAGAACAUAAUGAUCAGAAAUCAGGUACCAAACAAAUCGACAGGCAAGAUCAAGAAUCAGAUGAAGAGAAUCUGGAGCGAUUUCUAGAAGCAUUGCGAUCAUCGCCGAGUGCAUCUCAGGAGCCUCUCCAGUUCUACCCUCCUGGGAGGAUCAUGCACAUGGUUGUGCUCCCAGCUCCAAAAGAGCCAAGCAGCAUUGAGCAAUGCAGCCAGAAUGAGCUUGUCUCCCUCUAUGAGACCCCUCGCAGCAUGUACAGUAAGAUUCGGCUUGCGAGAUCUAUGAUAAGAGACCAUUACAUGCCUAGGUACAUAGAGACAAUGGAGAUGCUGGUUGACAAGCUUGCACAAGAGAACAUUCAUAGAUGACCAACUGCACUUCACUGAAAAGGAGUAGUACUAUAGGCUAAACUGUAAUUGUACAGCGCACAACACAGUACAUAGAAGCAUUAUUUGGAUUUCUGGAACCCAAUGCUAGGUGGGUUCAUGAACUAGAAAACUUGAAUCUGUGGCAAUUGGCAUUGUAUCCAUCACAGGAGCUUAAGAAGAUGUCGAACUUUGCAGCAAUUUAUUGCUUAGAUUUUUUUGCAAUGCUUGAUGUUGUUUUCUGCCGUCACAACCAUGUCUAAACCUGUGAAAUUCGGAUGGUAAUCUUGUCUAAUAA
Molecule: messenger RNA, 1969 nt
Organism: Oryza brachyantha (malo sina)
Lineage: Eukaryota; Viridiplantae; Streptophyta; Magnoliopsida; Poales; Poaceae
Exons: 7
Coding region: 7-1674 (555 amino acids)
Biological process (GO): lipid catabolic process
Source: RefSeq, a predicted model, not a curated record